AGCAGUAUCGUGGUGAAUCGUUUACCGUUUCUGUCGCUCCCUUUCCAUCCCUCCCCUUGUCCCGGACAGGUCAGUUACAUGGAGAUUUACUGCGAGCGUGUUCGUGACUUGCUGAACCCUAAAAGCCGGGGUAGCCUGCGGGUUCGUGAACAUCCAAUCCUGGGGCCUUACGUGGAGAAUCUUUCUAAACUGGCCGUCACCAACUUCCGGGACAUUGCUGAGCUCAUGGACUGUGGAAACCAGGCCAGGACUGUGGCCUGCACCAACAUGAACGAGAGCAGCAGCCGAUCCCAUGCUGUCUUCACCAUCGUCUUCACCCAGAGACGGCACGAUGCAGUCACCAACCUCUCUACCGAGAAG
Chiloscyllium plagiosum (whitespotted bambooshark) is the source of this 360-nucleotide messenger RNA. The record is from RefSeq and is a predicted model, not a curated record. Lineage: Eukaryota; Metazoa; Chordata; Chondrichthyes; Orectolobiformes; Hemiscylliidae.